AUGGGAGAUGGAAAGUGCUACAGCUUUGCCAUGAGUCGUCUGUGGUUCUGUGUUUUGCUUGUGAGCAUCGCCUGUCGUCUGAGCUUUUCUCAGGAUGUUGCUGGAACUCCCACAGAAGCAGAGUUAAACGACAACAUCACCAUCUUCACUCGCAUCCUGGACGGGCUGCUGGAUGGAUAUGACAACAGACUCCGUCCCGGGCUGGGAGAGAAGGUGACAGAAAUCAAAACCAAUAUCUUUGUCACAAGCUUUGGCCCAGUCUCUGACACAGAAAUGGAAUACACCAUUGAUGUCUUUUUCCGUCAAAGCUGGAAGGACGAGAGGCUUUGCUUCAAAGGCCCAAUGCAGAUGCUGGCUCUGAAUAACCUGCUGGCCAGCAACAUCUGGACCCCAGACACCUUCUUCCUGAAUGGGAAAAAGUCCAUUGCACACAACAUGACCACACCGAACAAGCUGCUGAGGCUGAAGGAUGAUGGGACGCUCCUGUACACCAUGAGACUCACUAUCUCAGCAGAAUGCCCCAUGCAGCUGGAGGAUUUCCCCAUGGAUGCCCACGCGUGCCCCCUUAAAUUUGGAAGCUAUGCCUAUCCUGUCUCAGAAGUGGUGUACGAGUGGACUCAGGGAGCAGCCAAGUCAGUGGUGGUGGCAGAAGAAGGCUCGCGACUCAAUCAGUACCAUCUGAUCGGCCAGACAGCAGGAACAGAGAACAUCUUCACCAGUCGAGGUGAGUACACGGUGAUGAUGGCUCACUUUUACCUGAAGAGGAAAAUUGGUUAUUUUGUCAUCCAGACGUACAUGCCAUGCUUCAUGACUGUAAUCCUGUCGCAAGUUUCAUUUUGGCUCAACCGAGAGUCUGUGCCAGCGAGAACCGUCUUUGGUGUGACCACGGUCCUCACCAUGACUACCCUCAGCAUCAGUGCCAGAAACUCCCUACCUAAAGUGGCUUAUGCCACUGCCAUGGACUGGUUUAUUGCUGUGUGCUAUGCCUUUGUCUUCUCUGCCCUUAUCGAAUUUGCCACAGUAAAUUAUUUUACCAAGAGGAGCUGGGCCUGGGAUGGAAAAAAGGCCAUGGAGGCCCAACAGCCCAAAAAAAAGGACCCUUUAGCUCUGUCAAAGAAGCCAAACAACACCUGUUCAGCUGGUGUGAAUUACACAGCCAACCUUACGAAGGACUCAUCCAUCUCUACAAUCUCAAACAGCACAACUGUUCAGCUCAAACCAUCUGAAACCAAGGCCCCAGACCCCAAAAAGACUUACAACAGUGUGAGCAAGAUCGACAAGAUGUCCAGAAUAGUGUUCCCUGUGCUGUUUGGGACCUUCAACCUGGUGUACUGGGCUACGUAUCUCAACAGGGAACCUGUGAUCAAAGGAGCUGUGUAA
Messenger RNA from Nematolebias whitei (Rio pearlfish), 1380 nucleotides. Its product is annotated as gamma-aminobutyric acid receptor subunit alpha-5. Gene Ontology annotation, cellular component: synapse; GABA-A receptor complex; postsynapse. The record is from RefSeq and is a predicted model, not a curated record. The coding region runs from base 1 to 1380 and encodes 459 amino acids. Gene Ontology annotation, biological process: gamma-aminobutyric acid signaling pathway; monoatomic ion transmembrane transport; nervous system process. Lineage: Eukaryota; Metazoa; Chordata; Actinopteri; Cyprinodontiformes; Rivulidae. The transcript has 9 exons. Gene Ontology annotation, molecular function: GABA-A receptor activity; GABA-gated chloride ion channel activity; benzodiazepine receptor activity.